AUGGGUCGAUUCCAGACUGAGUUGGAGUUAGCCAUAGGCCGCAAGUUCAGAUCAUUUCAAGAACUAUACCUCCAUUCAAUCCGGAAUCGGCCUGAGUUCUGGGAAUUUUGCUGGAAGUAUUUCCAAAUCAUCCAUGAAGGAACAUACGCCGCUGUGGUGGACGAGUCUGCGAGGAUGGACAGUGUGCCUUCGUGGUUUACUGGCGUGAAGGUGAAUUUUGCAGAAAAUAUACUCUUCUCCCGUCGUCUGGGUGAUACCACUGCCAAAGAAGACUCCAAAGUCGCCAUCACAGAGAUUCGCGAGAAUGGGCCGAAGGAGGUGGUGCAUUUUACCUGGGGACAGCUGAGAUCGAGAACAGGCCUUCUGAUCCAGGCAAUGAAAGCAAAUGGUGUUGUGCGUGGCGAUCGGAUAGCCGUAUGUGCUUCUAACAGCAUUGAUACUCUUCUCGUAUUCCUCGCAUCAACAGCCUUGGGUGCGAUAUUCUCGUCCAGCUCGACCGAUAUGGGGGUCAAGGGGGUGUUGGAUCGUUUGCUGCAAAUCAAGCCUCGUUGGUUGUUCAUGGACGAUUUUGCUGUUUAUAAUGGGAAGAAGAUUGACUUGCGUCCCAAGAUGAAGGAGAUAGUCGACGGGAUGAAAUCCAUUAGCGAGUUCCAAGGUGUCAUCUCACAGCCACGCACACCAUCUGAACCUGCUGAUAUCCAGAGCAUCCCCCGGACCGAGACACUUCCGGAAUUUAUCUCCGAGGCAAAAGGCAAAGAUAAUUUGGAGUUCGAGCGAGUUGACUUCCGCGAUCCCUUUUUGGUAGUCUACUCCUCUGGCACAACUGGUCAACCAAAGUGCAUUGUUCACUCAGUGGGAGGUGUGCUUCUGAAUGCCCACAAGGAAGGUAGUUUGCACACAGAUCUUGGGCCCGAGAGCACGGCAUGCCAAUAUACAACUACGGGAUGGAUCAUGUAUUUGUCGGCCAUUCAAACACUACUCUUUGGAUCUCGCGUGAUUCUAUACGACGGAAGCCCUUUUGUGCCGGAUGCCAGAGUGCUAAUCGACAUUGUAGCUCAGGAGAAGGUCACGCAUCUGGGGAUCUCCCCGCGAUGGCUACAUGAAUUGCAGCGAGCGACGAUACGACCACGCGAGACGGCAGACCUCUCAUCGCUUCAAGUCGUGACUAGUACUGGUAUGGUGCUGCGAGAUGAGUUAUUCGAAUGGUUUUAUGACGAAGGGUUUCCGGCACAUGUUCGGCUGAAUAACAUCUCGGGUGGCACUGAUAUUGCAGGGUGCUUUGGGAUUGGCAAUCCUCUGAGUGCGCUUUAUGUAGGUGGGUGCGCUGGGUGCAGUUUAGGAGUGCCAGUUGAAGUCUUUGACUCAACUAUCGAAGGAGGAGAUGGUACCAAGGGCGCCCCUGUGGAGGAAGGUGUGCCUGGUGAGCUGGUGGCCACUUCAGCAUUCCCUAACAUGCCAACGCAGUUCUGGGGCGAUGCCAAUGGCAAGAAAUACCACGGGGCCUAUUUUGAACGAUUCGACGAUGUUUGGACGCACGGGGACUUUGUUUCAAUCCAUCCUAUCACGAAGCAGCUCGUGUUCCACGGGCGAGCUGAUGGGGUCCUCAACCCCUCCGGCGUCCGUUUCGGAUCGGCUGAGAUCUAUCGAGUGAUUGAGAGCCAAUUCUCACAUGAAAUUGCGGAUUCAAUUUGUGUGGGCCAACGACGACCGUCGGACACGGACGAGCGGGUGCUGCUCUUCUUGCUAAUGAAGGGCGGGGUGUUAUUUACGGGCGAAUUGGUCGAUCGGGUCAAGAGUGCGAUCCGAAGCGAGUUGAGUGCCCGCCAUGUGCCGAUGUACAUAUUCGAGACCCCUGAAAUACCGACCACGGUCAAUUUGAAGAAAGUGGAACUGCCUGUGAAGCAGAUUGUAUCGGGCAAGCGAAUUCAGCCCUCGGGGACCCUGCUCAACCCAGACAGCCUGGAUUAUUAUUACCGAUUCGUCGAGAUGGAGAAGCGGGCGAGCAAAUUGUGA
Messenger RNA from Penicillium waksmanii, 2013 nucleotides. RefSeq lists its product as uncharacterized. Gene Ontology annotation, biological process: lipid metabolic process. Gene Ontology annotation, molecular function: acetoacetate-CoA ligase activity. Gene Ontology annotation, cellular component: cytosol. The transcript is spliced from 5 exons. The record is from RefSeq and is a predicted model, not a curated record. Bases 1 to 2013 code for a protein of 670 amino acids. NCBI's taxonomy places the organism in Eukaryota, Fungi, Ascomycota, Eurotiomycetes, Eurotiales, Aspergillaceae.